Messenger RNA from Bombus huntii, 3857 nucleotides. RefSeq lists its product as uncharacterized. NCBI's taxonomy places the organism in Eukaryota, Metazoa, Arthropoda, Insecta, Hymenoptera, Apidae. The transcript has 4 exons. The coding region runs from base 1815 to 2645 and encodes 276 amino acids. The record is from RefSeq and is a predicted model, not a curated record.
UCUUUUUUCCUUUGCUACUGAACAAUUUUUACGUAGAACGCAAAAAUUCAAUUACACCACCUGGACCACUCAAGCUUGCAACAUUUUUCUUUUUUCUUCCGCUCUUUUUUCUCUGCGCGUUUAGAAGUAACUUAAACAGCCAAGAACCAUUCUACCACUUACGACGCAGCACUAUUGUUAGAAAAAUGAAGUUUCUGUACGCACAGCUUACUCGAUAACCGCAAUUUAUACUUUAUUAUAAGCAAAAAAAUAGAAAAUGGACGGAAGGGGUGAAAAUAUAGAAUUUUGAAUUUUAGAGUAAUCCGCGAUGAUCGGAACACGGAUAAAAGUUCGAUAUCGCAAAUAUAGAAAAAAGAAACAUUCGUAUCGGGACUGAAAACGCAACUUCCAUUGUUCCCCUAUAUUUCCGGUUAUUUAAGCUUAUCAUUGGCCCGACGAUUCCGUGGGAUCAUGGGAGAUGGAUCAGGAUAUUUAGAGUGGCGCAUCAAUCUCGCAUCGAGCUCCCAAAUGGCCGUUCGGUUGCUCGCAAAUCCACGUCGUUUCACCGGCCGGUGCAUUAAACAGGAUUUAUAUUUCCUCGAAUAGGAGCCGAUGGGAUCGAUCGGUAUUGUCGACUGAAAGUAGCGCCAUUUUGCAUCUUAUUUAGGGGAACCGUGCACAUGUGAGCAAUUCGCGAUUCAGUAAAAAGAACCACCUCUAUACAUUUUCAAAUUGGUUCCAAAUUUUAUCAGUACAAUUACGACAGCCGUGUCUCAUUACAGCGCGAACAAAAGUUCAAAAUGUUUUGUAUAAUACAUACAAUACAAGCAUAAAGAUUUUUCAUGAUAAGUAUUCAAAUAUUUUCGUGAACCAAUGUAUCCACCGCAUUAUAAAAAAUUCUACUGUACUCUGUUUAAGGCAUUGAGUUUAUGAUAUUUCCAUUUUUGUGUGUCUUCGUCCCAUUAAGUUUCGAUUUUAUGAAUUCUUCGUUGGUUAUUACGGUUUGCACCGCACCUCGCAUGUAGAUCUACGAUAUUCUGGUUGAGUUUACUGGUGCCGGUGCAAGGGAUCGGCAUCCGUAUACCGGAAACGAUAAUCUCAGAGGGUGAAACCACGUCUUGUAAAUCCGUGGAAUAACACGAUGUCUGGUUGUGUCGUUGCGUUGAGGAGGGUCACAGGAUUUUCUACGGAUAAAGGAUAUGCACUGGGUUAGGUUACGCCUGCGAAAGCGUUAAAGCGAUUAAAAGAUAGGACUCUGAAUGGGAAUUUAAAAAUCAAACGGUUCGGUUGAAGAAUAUUCAUUAAAAAUUCAUUCCAUUCAGCCCUCAAAACGCAAAUAACUUACUUCCACUCAUCUUAAAGACGUUAUUUAUUACGAGAAGAUGGCGCAGACAUUGCUAAAUUUUCAGACAAAUUUUUAGAAACACUAUUUGUAACAUUACUUUUCUCCCCUUUUUCACUCGAUGUAACCUUUAAAAUCUCUAUAAUCUUUAAAUUCUGUUCGACGAAAUAGCGAAAUUUCAAUCGUGAAUUCAGCCACGAAAGAAUUCGCGGAAAACGAGCGGAGAAUCCGAGACACGCGGUGAAGCAGCGACAGAAAGUCGACUCUCGAUUAGGAGGACAGGCGACGAUCGAGUGAGAUCCCGUCCGUCAGAGUGGUUCUCAGUGGAGAAUCGAGCGACUUGGCGUGGCUCUUGACAAUAUCUACGGCAAGAAGGAAACCGACGAAAGGGUUCGGUGGAUCGUGGUAACAGUCGGUCGGGUCGCAUAAAUCAGCUGCACGAGACCCUCGAGCGGCAGAGGUGUCGGGGCCGGCAGGCCGAGCCGUCAAUAAAAUGCAAAGUCGGAAAGAUAAAGUUAAAGAUAAGCCGCCCUCGGAUCCACACAGAGAGUACUUGGACGCUGAGUCCACCGACGAGGAGGAGAGACAACGUAAGAUUUACGAGAAAAAUAUUAAAGGCUUCUUCUACCAACAACAAGUCUUUGGAUGGCGUUUGAAGAGUCAACAACCACCAACCUUCACAACCCAGAGCCUCGUCAGACAUGAAGUCGAUGAAGUUCAAGAGGAACUUAGACCGAUCUACGAUGAACAGGAACUGUCGAACCUGGUCAACUGUGUGAAAGACAUGACAACCUUGGGCGGACUAAGGAAGGAGGACUGGUCCUACUACUUGGAAUUGACAAUUCGAGAGUUCUUUCUGAAUCCGAACAUGACCACCCUGACCAUCUAUUAUUUAUACAACAGGCUCGCUGCUUCUCUGUCGUUCCCUAUUGUACCGGUAUACGAGCUCACCUACUUCAUCAGGGAACCACAAGAGAUCCUGCGAGCGGACACAUUUCGGGAUCGCGUGUUGUUCGGCUCGGUGAACGAUAAAGUAGAGCAGCACGUGCUGUCGGUUGUUCAAAACGUGUUGUCGCCGAUCUUCCUCAAGAUCGAAACCUGGCCAGACAGUAUCCAUCCAGAGAGGAUUCUCGCCCGCUUUGUUCAGUGGCUUAACUCGUGUUUAAUUAGUCGGGGAAAGUUUUCCGGGGAGCACGGUAUCGUAACGAUACUUCAACGAGCUGAACUACGAAACUUUCUUGUCUCCUCCUCCAGGACUUUCUUCUCUUUUUGCUCCUCUUCCCUCUUUUUCUCUCCCUCUCUGGUAAACAAUCUGUGGGUGUAAAACCGCCAGCUAUAAGUUUAAUUGGGUAGCAGUGGGCGCUCUAGAAUCUUCGUGGGCGAAUGUCCCGCGUCAAUGGCGUUUUCCAAAAUUCGAAUCUACAAAAUUCAGCUUCCUAUUUGAGAGAAACUUGUCGGAAACUUUUGUAUAGUUUAGGUACGGAGUUUUCAUAAUCUUGCCACUUUAGGGUAACAAUUUCGAUAGCGAUACUUUUAAUUCUGAUGUCUAAAAUUUUCCACGUUCCUGAGCCCUUGAAAGUAGGAAGUUUCUAAGUUAAUGAUAUAGCUAACGCGGUACUUCAACUGAUCAGAUUUCAUGGAAAUUUCAUAAAUUUACAACGACCUAGUUCCAUAACUUUCUCUGAUACUUUAUUCGUGUCUUCGAUUCCAAUUUAGACUUUACUUAUUUACGGCUCUACUAUUAAUAGGCACUGAACGACGAUCCACUAAUAGUUUGUCUACAUCGAAACUAACAAAUAGCUUUCAGUAACGAAAGAGGGUUUGGAACAAAGGACGAUCGGCCAACAUUUGCACAGUCUCCUCGGCUUAAGCUCGCAACAACCCCGACUUGACGACGUUACCAAGCGAAUUUGUAACUUCGGCCGCGCAAUCCCUGUUACCGCAGCGCGCCACGCGAACUUUCGGCCCAGUGUCGACCAACAGAGUGAGAGAAGAGAAGAAGGACUAAAAGGAGAGGGUGAAACAGGAAGGGUGGAACGAAGUUAUUAUUACCAUAAUUUUCGACUAAAUGCACUGCGCAACUCGCCGCUAGUAAAUUCGGCGUCGAUGUUUGCACAUGUACGGAAGGUCAUGAACGACGGAUUAUUAGGUCCACCUCGAGUCAGAAACGAUUGCAUUGUGUUUGGCUGGAAGUCGUCUCAUUAUUUCUAAUGGAUCCGCGAUUCUAACUGAAUCGAAGGAGUCGUUCUCCUCUAAUUGCGAGGACAUGGUUUUAAACGAGGAUCCUAGAGAUGAACAGGACCUGACACUUUUACUGGUUUCCAUCUCUGUGAAUUAAUCUGUUCUGGAUCUCUCAUAGUUUCUCGAAUCAUAAUUCUUAAUCUCUGUUUUCGGAAUCAUAAGAAUUAAAUUUCAGUGGGAAAUUGUUUGAACGAAAUGGAAUAGAAUAGCUGAGUCCUUUUCUUUAAAUUAUAUUGCGAUAAGUUAUAACGAAAGUAUUGGAGGAACAGGGAAAAUAAAAAUAAGGGAAAAUAUC